Messenger RNA from Camponotus floridanus (Florida carpenter ant), 1246 nucleotides. RefSeq lists its product as uncharacterized. Bases 64 to 1158 code for a protein of 364 amino acids. The record is from RefSeq and is a predicted model, not a curated record. Lineage: Eukaryota; Metazoa; Arthropoda; Insecta; Hymenoptera; Formicidae. The transcript is spliced from 4 exons.
UAAGUCUAUAUAGAGGAUACUCGCUUCAAGACCACAGUCAUUCAUUUUCAACAAUCAGCAAGCAUGUUACGUAUUUUAUCUUUGAUUUUCUUCGUACACUUGUCUUCUGUCAUAGCGUCAGAAGUAUUAUCAUACGCAAAAGUAUCAAAGAACGGACAGUUAGCAAGAAGUUCUCACGAUUCUCUUUCGUGGAUAACUAGGCAUUCGAUGAAAAACAAUACGAGCCUGAUGAACGAAAAUAAAGGGAGGAGUAUAGCCGAUGUCGUUAUCACAGUAUCACCUGUUUACGUGCCAUCCAGAACUCCAAAAUUAAAGAAAGGAGAAGCAGUGGAUUAUCCAAUCACUCCGAAAUAUUCCACGUUAGAUAAUGACAUGAUAGCCAAACUCGAUGCUACGGUGAGCAAAAAAUUGAUUCAACAUCGAUUUCAUCCACCUGCAAUUUUUGAGCAUAACGUCGCGUACGCAAACAGAAAACCGUCAAAAGGAAACUCAAAUGCAGAAAGCUCCUUAAACACAAAUUCAUCUACUUUUCUCGGUCCAAUCUUUCCUAAUAUGUACGAAUAUAGUCCGACAAAAUUUCUCGACGAUGAAUCACUGAUGUCCGAACCAAUGAUAAGCAAAUAUCCAUCUACGGACGAUAAAAAAAUUCCGGAUUCCUAUAAAUCACCGCCAAACAAAUAUAAUACCGAACAUGAAACUGACUACCUUACUUACGGCGUGGCUCCUUCAUAUGCAAAUGACGAGCUUGAAUCAAAGCCCAUGAAAUUUGCCAACUAUUAUGAACAUCCGCCCUCAUUCAUGGAGCAUGAUCCGUAUGCACAUGAUGUUCAUCACGACAUAAUAUAUGAUAAUAUACCUGAAUAUCAUCAUCAUGAAACUACAACGGAGGAGCCGGAAAUGAAUGAUCAGCGACUCGACAAAAGGCCAUACUCGUAUUACUUUAUAGGAAAAAAGCUUUGGUACAUACCUCUGUACUUUAGUAUUUAUUUUAUCAUAUACAUAGCCGCGCUUGUCUUAAAAAGUGUCGCCAGGCAUAAGAUCAACUUUCCGGUACAACUAGCAGAGGCUGCAACGCAGGGAAGAAGCGAUUCGAAUGAAGGAUGGUGGUCUUUUACCGAAAAAAUACUUGAAGGAGUGGAACGAUUUGCCGAAAUAUAAAAAUUCGAAAAAUUGAUAAUAUCAUAUUCAACGAUGAGUUAUCAGUGAAAAAAUCCUACAAAAAUAUCAAUGCAUGUAAAUAAUUGCU